CGGGGGCGCGGCGCAGCAGACGGCGCGCAGGCCCGGCGGCGGCGCGCGGAAGGGCGUUUGAACGGUGGCGGGUACCGGAGCCCCCUCGGUGCUGCGCCGCUAAUGGAGCCCGUCCUGAAAGGUAUUUCCGCAUUUGUAGAAGUUUGGUCAUCUAACAGAACAGAAAAUUACUCGAAAACCUUUGAACAGCAACUUCUUGAUAUGGGAGCAAAAGUUUCAAAAACUUUGAACAAGCAUGUGACCCACGUAGUCUUCAAAGAUGGACGUUUGUCUACAUGGAGAAAAGCACAGAAGAUGGAUGUAAAAAUAGUUUCUGUACUCUGGGUGGAGAAGUGUCGAGAAACUGGAGUACAUGCUGAUGAAUCCUUAUUUCCUGCAGUAGACACUAAUGAAGGAUUACCGCUACUAAUCAAAAAACACAAAUGUAUGCAGCCAAAAGACUUUGUUGAAAAAAAUCCAGAAAAUGAUAGAAGGCUGCAGAGAAGACUGGAUGAGAUGGCUAAAGAAUUAGCUGUACAAAAGACAGCAAUUAGUGCUGAAACUGAUGUACCAGUUUUACUAUUUGAAGACAAUGGUUCACUUAUAUACAGCCCUGUUAAUAAGGUAAAAGAUCGAUGCAGUGCAAGGGAAAGAAGAAUAAAGGAGAUGAAGGAAAAAAGAGUAACUCUUUCUCCUACUGCUUCACAAAUGUCUCAAAUACCUCCAAGUAGUUCACCAGGAGACUGCCCGCUGUCUACUCGUGUCUUAACUAAUUCAGAAGAUGCAUUGUUACCAGGAGAACAAAUGGAAGACUGCUUGAACUCAAGUUAUGAUUAUAUUUGGGGAACUGAUAAAUUGAAGAGACAGAAAACAGAGGCAAUAAAACAUGCCUGUGAUACUUGGACCGGUAUUCAUUUAUCCAUGAGUGCGUCGGUGAAUUCUCCCUCAUAUAGCUAUGAGCAGAAGAGCUUAACACCAAAACAAGAUAGCAGAAGAAGCUUAAAGAAACCGAUUUUGCAGCAUAAUUUGAAUAAUAAAUUGUCUUUAGAAAAGAAAGAUCUAAAAAAGUUUCCAAAGAAAAAUCAGAAGGAUGAAAAUAGCAUGACUACUUCAGUUACAAGAGAAAGGUCCCUUCUCCACAUCAAGGGCUUGGGUGAUAUUACUCCUUCCAAAAAAAUAGUCAAGUUAAAUACUGUUCCUGCUUUGAUUGGCAGUCUCUCUAAUUCACCUAUGAACAGUGAAGACUUAAAUUCAUGUUCAUUGGAUAGAAGCUUCCCUGUUGACAGAAACAAUUGUAUUCCUGAAGACAAGAAGAGGAAGAAAGUACAAAUGCUAUCUAGUUUGAAACUGGCUACCUCAGAACUGAGUUCAUCAGAGUCUAAAGAGUUCUUGCAGGCAGUAACUACAUACAGCAAGUCUUUCUGCACUGAAGAGGCAUCUUAUGAAGACUUCUUUUCAUCCUCUGAUUUGAAUGAAGAUGAGGUACAGGUACAAGUACCAAAUGAAUCACAGAAUCCUCCUGAAGCCUGUUGCAAAGAUUCUUUUACAAGCAUGGACUCACUUAAUGUGAGUUUCUCUAAGCCACAUACUACUUCCAAGAAAAGUAGGAAAAGGUCUAUUCCAGCAAAUGGUGUUUCAGUAAAGAAAAACUUCAAACCAGCUGAACAUCCUGGAAGUGUGCCAUUAAAUUAUGUGUCAGAUGGCAAAAAAGCUGACACUGCAGAAGUUCUAGAUUCUGAUGAUGUGACUAGGCUGCCUCAGCAGGCUCAUGAAAAAUCCUACAGAACUGAUGUGAAUUACUGUACUCACACUACUGGUGAUGAAAAUGAAGUUUCAGAGUGUCAUGUUACUGAUGGCUCUUGCAAAGUUUUUAAUGAACAAAAGAAAAAGCACGAUGGGGGGUUAAGAAAAACUAGAAGACUCCAAAAGCCAACAAGGACACUAGUUAUGACGAGUAUGUCUUCUGAGAAGCAAAAUACAGUAAUUCAGGUGGUGAAUAAACUUGGAGACUUUUUGUUCUCAGAUGAUGUAUGUGAAACAACAAGUCAUGUAGUUACAGGGAGUCCUCGUCGUACCUUGAAUGUUAUGCUGGGAAUUGCUCGUGGGUGUUGGAUUGUUUCUUAUGAAUGGGUCCUGUGGUCUUUGGAAUUGGGCCAUUGGAUCUCAGAGGAACCAUAUGAGCUUUCAUCCAUCUUCCCUGCAGCUCCUAUCUGCAGACUUCAGCAUCACCUAUCAACAGGAAAAUACCAGCAGAGUCUCUUUUCAAACCAGCCUGUCAUGUUUGUAUCUCCUACCAGUCAGCCACCCUGCAAAAAGCUAAUUGAACUUAUACAGCUGUCAGGAGGGAAAACAUGUAAAGCCUUACGUCAGGCAAAAAUCUGUAUAGGAAAAAAACCAGGAAAGAAGUACCAGGAAAUAAAAUGUUUAUCAGAAAAAUGGGUAUUAGAUUCAAUCACUCAGCAUAGAAUAUGUCCCAUGGAAAACUACAUUUUUCAGCUGUGAGCUAACUCAAGAGCUUCCAUAUGGUUCUAAGGAAACAAGCCCACUUUGCAUUCAACAAAAAAAUAAGCUGUGAAUAACAUUUCUAAGAAAAUACAAGUUACAUAUUUUUAAAUACAAGGAAAUGUUUUCUACAUUUUUAUGACUUGUGUAAGUGUUCAUCUU
Molecule: messenger RNA, 2643 nt
Organism: Aquila chrysaetos chrysaetos
Lineage: Eukaryota; Metazoa; Chordata; Aves; Accipitriformes; Accipitridae
Gene: MCPH1
Product: microcephalin 1
Exons: 14
Coding region: 103-2481 (792 amino acids)
Biological process (GO): mitotic cell cycle
Source: RefSeq, a predicted model, not a curated record